Molecule: messenger RNA, 343 nt
Organism: Rotaria sordida
Lineage: Eukaryota; Metazoa; Rotifera; Eurotatoria; Philodinida; Philodinidae
Source: the annotation of a GenBank genome assembly
AUGUUCGCUUCUGUGUCUAUCAUCUACUUCGUUAUCCUACUAACUUUUGAAAAUACUAUUGAUGUUCGAUCAGUGGCGAUUCCAACUCAGGCUAAUCGUACAUUCAUAAGCAAUUCCGAUCUCUUCGGAGGAGACAUCCUUCUCCGGCCGCAGCAGCUGAAAGGUCGAGCUAUUACGUCGACUCGAUCAGAUGCAGAAUGGCCAAAUGGCAUCAUUCCAUACACCUGGAAAACCCAAACAUGUGGUUCUGAUGGAAAGAAUUGUAUUUACUCAGACAUUUCUUCGCAUAGUAAGUUCAACUAUUUUUUAAAUUCAACGAGAAGAUAACUAACAAAAGACGGUU